AUGGCACACGUUGCCUCUCAUUGUCUUAAGAUGGCACUGCAUCUCUUUGAGAGUCGCUUUGCGAUGCGCAAGGAGAUGCCUCUUAUUUCAACGGCGCCUGAUGAGGAGGUGGAUCUUUUAUGGCGCUUUGUCAUUAUGUGUUUGUGGGUGUUUUGCACUUGUAUGCGUGGGUACGAAACAAUUCUCCGUGGAUGCUCACCGAUUGCCUUGGAAACGGUGAUUUUGCUUUUGCGCGUCGUUCUGGUAGAUGAUGAAGCCAUGACUAAGCGGGAGGAACUCGUGGCGUGGCCAAGCGGAAACGGGUAUUCGCAUCGCGUUCAUAGCACGCUGGGCGCGAACGUACGCAAUGGUGCGCUACAGCAGAAACAAAAAGAGCGUGUAGGAUCUCGAACAGCGUUUGCAUUGGAACUGUUUAUGUGGUUUACCUUAAUUAUCUUUACGAUUGACCUUACAAACAUUAAUAGAGCUUCUGUGGCGCUCUUUCUGGCGAAUACGCUUUACUGGACGCGGCUUGGGCCAAAAUCUGUGGUGUUUUUCACGGGAAUUUACGUACUUGUAACGUAUUUUUUGUGUCCCGCAUAUUCGGUACGAGAUACUUUUUUGACACUUUCGGGUCAAGGUUCAUGGGUGUAUAGGGUGUACUCAAGUUUUGGUUUGGCCUUCUCAAUAACUCUUUUUUUGACAGAAACGCAAUGCCUUCACCGCGUUCGUCGGGCUGGGGUUUGGAAGGUGCUUAUGAUAACUCGGAUCCUUGAUAAAAGUGUUGCGAACACACCCCUUGGUGGAUUAUCAUCCUUGAUGCGAAGUUUGGCAGACUACUUUUUUUUUGUGGGAUUUAAUUUUUCCAUGGCGUUAUGCAUGUGGUUUUCCAGUAUGAUGUUUGAGUGGACUUCUGAAACGUCGUUUACAAGCAUUAUUUUUGCAUUCUAUACCUUCUCUGCGAUUCUUGGAGAGGGAUGGGGGGAUGAUUUUCAACGCGUGCUCCGUGAAGCAGUCGUUUGCUUCGCCAUGUAUCUGGUCGUUGCCGCCCUUGUAGUUUUCUGUAUACCCACAGAUUCACUAUCCUUUGCGGCAAAUGGAGUGUCUUCGGCAUUUUUUGUUCUUUACAUGGCAGCUCAUUCCCCCCGGCGUGUUCACUCGUCACUGCCCUUGGUAAUGGUCUGGCUAGGGAUGCUGGCUGCCAACGUGUACUGGCACGUCAAUCGCAGUGGGGUGAAUACGCUGCAUAUGACAUGGUACAAGGAGUUGCUGUGUGUCAACACCAUUACCUGCGCUGGACUCUUUAUGCUAUCUACCGCUCUCUACGUGUACCGAUGGGAGUGGCCCGUAGACCCCUCUGCGGCAGCACUCAGCGUGACGGCAAAUGGCGUGUCGAAAGUGACAUUUUCUACACGGGCAGAGCAUAAAUCGAAGGAAAAAAAUCAUAACACCAACUCGUCAGUUUCCAUUACCCUGGAGAAGGCAGCAGCCACAACGCUGGCAACGACACCAUCUCCAGGGAAGAGAGCUUAUGGUGGCGGUGACAAGGCGACAUCCUUUGUGUGGUCACCCUCUUCAUCGAUCUCGACAUCACACACUGCAGAAAAUACCACGUCGGAGUCCCUCACCGGGACGGGAAUGAAUGCCGUAGAGGCUGACAGGGGUGGUGAAGUGUGUGAAGAGGGCAUGACAGCGUCUUUAGUCGGCCCUGUGGAGAAUCUUUUGACGUCUAUCUCUGACGAGAACGCUGUUGCGGCAAGCCCGUCGUGUGAAAGUACACAUGAUCCUCAAACGAAUUUCGAUAAUUCCGAGCAAGAAGAAGCGGAGGAAGAGGACGAGGACGAUGAUAAAGAAGAAGUCUCGGCAGAAGAAGCAGUAGACACAGAGAUGACACGGGAUGAAGACGAUGGCAAGUAUUUACCUCGAUUUACUGCGUCGGAGGAGGUUAGACCCACGACGCCUCCUGUAAGGAAGGAAGCGGAGAAGAAGGUGUUGAUGUCAAUCAACGCAUUUGACCAACAACCAUCAUCCGUGUCUUUUACGUCACAGGCUAAGAGACGAAGUGACAAGGAAAAUGAUCUUUCUUCUUUUGCUGUUUCGGAUUCCUAUUCCAAGAGUGAGACCUUGCUGCACUUCACAGCGCUACCAUUGCCUCUGCAAACCAGCAAUAGCUCCAUCUGUGAGGAGCGACAGGGCGGUGGUGCCGAGAAGGGUAAGGAAAUGUCACAACGUGUUUCUCCAACGACAAAUGAAGGCAAGAAAGGAAACAAAAGCAAUGAUCGUGUCACAGCAGUAGCAGCAGAGAAGAGUUCAUUGCCUGGGAAUGAAUCUCCUUCCUUGAAUGUGGUAGAGAAAGUGGUGCCAGUGCCGCUUGAGCCUCCAGCGGCACGUAAUAAGGCGUCAGCCACAACUUCGGCCGUGCGUCGCGCAGCACCAGAUAAGGUGACAAGUACUCGAAAGGAAAAUAAUACAAAAACAACACUUCACAAGGAGACUUCGGUCGUUUAUCAUCAACGGCCUUCCUCGCGGACGCCUUCCUCUAAGGUGCUGUGCCCUGAAGUCACUGGUUGUAAAGGACAAACGGUCAGUAAAGUUUCAUCACGUGGGGAUGCGGCAGCUGCUGAAUUUAAAAUCCAGAAUUCACUACCUCCACAUGACAAAAAGAUGGAGGAUAGGCGGCGUGCAUCAGAACCAUCGGCAGCGACAAGGAUUGUGUCGAGCUUCACGUCAGCAGCUCGCGUAGGAUCGGUACCAUAUAAUGGUCAUGUGCCAGAAGUGAAUACAGUUUCAGGUGAAGGGGGGGGUGUUGCCAUUCCACAACCACGAUCCGCGCAAACCUGUUUGAAAACAUCUUCUACGAGUUCACUUACAGUUGAAGCUGUCAAGAUGCUUAUAGAAGAGGAUCAAACAUGGGGUAUGCAAAGAUCAUCAGCAUGGAGUGAAAAGGAAAGAAGUGUUUCGUCUUUAAACAAUAAGCGCCGUUCCUGUAUCUCAUCACAAGCGGAUGAUGAUGCUUCUUUGGAUUUGGGAAAGUUGCAUCUUGCGCCUCUCCCCGAUAGUGAAACGGAAGAAAAAUCCUUGCAACGGCGUGUAUCUACACCGACAUUUGGGGCGCCACGUUCUAUUCCACAGGCUACACUUCAUUCUUUGGAGAAUUUUGCCAAGGCCUAUAUUCCACGUGUGUCGGCUUCUGGCACCACUGAUGUGGAGCAGCAUGCAGAAGACGCUAAAAAGAAAGGCGCAAAGAAUUCUUUGAAUAAGAAUUGUUAUGCACCUGCUGCGCCGAACCAUGCCUUACUUCUUGAUACACUUGCGUCUGCACCUGUAGGCCGUUCAGAGUCAACUUUUGCGGAAUCUAGCACUACUGUGUCGCAGCUAGUUACGCCUCAAAUGUUUUCAAUGAACGGUGUGGGGGGUACUAGACGUGGUGCAGUUCUCUACCAACAAGCGGCCUCCACUAUUCAACCACACAUUACGGCAACUCCACGCAUGGAGUCGCGUGCAAUGGUCAUGCCCCAAAAUCCGAUACAACAGCAGGUUCCUGUGGUGCUGGUGGCGAUGGGUGAUGGUCGAGUAACUUACUGCCCCAUUAUUCCUUCUUCGUAUCCCGCUGCACCGCAGAUUGUAAUGCAGUCACCGCAUAUGGAGUCGACAGCAAUGCCGCAACAUCUGCAACGAGGCGUGGUGUAUCAGCAGGUUUCACUUUCUCAUCCUCAACAGACGUAUCCAGGGGUAUGGCAGCAAGUGAACCAGCAGUUACAUGCACCAAAGUAA
Molecule: messenger RNA, 3753 nt
Organism: Trypanosoma rangeli
Lineage: Eukaryota; Euglenozoa; Kinetoplastea; Trypanosomatida; Trypanosomatidae
Exons: 1
Coding region: 1-3753 (1250 amino acids)
Source: RefSeq, a predicted model, not a curated record